AUGCCUAGAUGCGGCCGCGACCAGGAGGGGGUGUGGGUGGGGACAACACCCAUCCCAGCAAACCAAGCCCAUCUUCUGCUGAGAUGUGAUCCCCAAACUUGCGAGGCAGACCCCCUUUGA
Molecule: messenger RNA, 120 nt
Organism: Colletotrichum orchidophilum
Lineage: Eukaryota; Fungi; Ascomycota; Sordariomycetes; Glomerellales; Glomerellaceae
Exons: 1
Coding region: 1-120 (39 amino acids)
Source: RefSeq, a predicted model, not a curated record